Pungitius pungitius (ninespine stickleback) is the source of this 742-nucleotide messenger RNA. RefSeq names its product TP53 regulated inhibitor of apoptosis 1 (gene triap1). Gene Ontology annotation, molecular function: phosphatidic acid transfer activity. The transcript has a single exon. Gene Ontology annotation, biological process: phospholipid translocation. Gene Ontology annotation, cellular component: cytosol; nucleus; mitochondrial intermembrane space. Lineage: Eukaryota; Metazoa; Chordata; Actinopteri; Perciformes; Gasterosteidae. The coding region runs from base 120 to 344 and encodes 74 amino acids. The record is from RefSeq and is a predicted model, not a curated record.
CAAUCACGUCCCUCCGCUCAAAGAGGGUCACGCAGCGCUGCUCGUCUCAUCUGCGGCUGUCUUCUUCGAGAAAACCUCCAGCCUCUCUCCCGCCGGCCGCGGGACUCGAGCCAUCGGAGAUGAACAGCGUCGGAGAGGCCUGCAACGACCUGAAGCGGGACUACGACCAGUGCUUUAACCGCUGGUUCGCGGAGAAGUUCCUGAAGGGAGACCGGAGCGGCGACCCGUGCACCGAGACCUUCCGGAAGUACCAGCGGUGCGUGCAGAAGGCCAUUCAGGAGAAGGACAUCCCGAUCGACGGGGUGGAGUUCAUGGGCCCCAACAAGGACAAGCCCGAGAGCUGAUGAUCGAUCACCGCACAAGAUCGAUAAUGACCCCCCGGCACGGGAGGGGGCGAGCGGGGAAGAGUGUGGCACGAGGCCCGCUGAGCAUGCGCAGAGCGGCCUCUGAACGCAGUGCGCGCGUGCUAAAACGCACAGAACUGAUCCCGGAACAGUUUGUAUUUGUUAAUCAGUUCUUUAAUAGCUGUCGUUUGUGGGAUAGUUUAAGAUCGAUCCCAUCGAUCAGGAAAUGAGUCUUAUUCAUUAUUAUUCUUUCGCUGUUUAUUCCACAGAGACGGAGUAUUUUGCAAUAACUCAUUUGAAGACGUUACUGUGUAGAUUUACCUUAAUUUUUGACAUUUUAGGAGAUACAAUAUUAACAUAUCUUAACUGGAAUAAAAUGUCAUCAAUCAAUAACACAA